Molecule: messenger RNA, 1293 nt
Organism: Guyanagaster necrorhizus
Lineage: Eukaryota; Fungi; Basidiomycota; Agaricomycetes; Agaricales; Physalacriaceae
Exons: 6
Coding region: 1-1293 (430 amino acids)
Source: RefSeq, a predicted model, not a curated record
AUGAAGUCAAUUGUCUUUGGUCUAGCUCUGGCAAGUACUGCUGCCGCUCAGGUGGCGAACGGUGCAGUGUCUAUGGUUCCUGCGACCCCAACUCCGGUCGAUAAUGGUGCCGCGGCGUACUCCGCCCCUACUGCAGCUCCUUCCUCUUCCAGUUUCUAUGAUGUGAUGCCCUACGACUCGUACAUGAGCGGGGGAUACAAAUCACUGGAGUGUGGAUAUGGUUAUUACAAGAAUAGUGAUGGUUCCUGUCAGACUGAGUCGUGGUACGAUAGCACCGCCGUGCAGGGGUGUUACGCCACUACAAUUAUCAUUAAUAACGGUGGAGGAUAUGGCUACCAGUCGGACUGCAAUCAAUAUGUUUCAACAAUUACUCAGACUAUGACUGAGACUGAGACGGCGUACAACACGGUGACUUAUACUGCAACUGAGACGCAAGUUGUCCCUACUACGGUCGUUCAAUACGUUACACAAACGCAGACUGACGUUCAAAUGGUGACACAAACUGCUGUCGUGACCUCUGUGAAGAUGGUCCCGACUACGCAAGUCUUGAUGUCAACAGAAACCAUCGACCAAACCUCGGUGAUCGACCACACUCUUACAGCCACAGAGACUCAGACUCAGACUAACGUCUACACCCAGACUGAAGUCCAGACUGCUACUGCUACUGCCACUGAAACUCAAAAGGAGACGGAAACAGACUUUGUCACCAUGACCGAAGUUUCGACUGUUGUGUAUCCAACCACGUACACCAGUGUAUGGGUUAGCACACAGGUUAUUGACAACACUCAGACCGUAUUACAGACCCAGACUGCCACUCUCACCGAUCAGAUGACAGUUGUGCAAACCGCGACUGCAACGCUGAAGCAGACAGAAACAGAUGUUGUCACUCAAACUGAAGUGUCGACUGUUGUCUAUCCCACCACGUACACCAGUGUCUGGGUCAGUACGCAGGUCAUUGACAACACCAAAACUGUCCUGCAAACCCAAACCGCAACCGUCACAGACCAAAUGACUGUCCUUCAAACCUCCACGGCGACGGCGAUAGCGACUCAGACAGAGACUGCCACGGCUACUACGACGCAGCAAGUGUACAACACUGGUCUCUCUGAUUGUUUGGGCAAGUGCAAGUCAUCUUGGUCACUUACCACCGGCAACAGUGAUCCAUACAACACGUAUGCUUCUGCUGCUACUUCGUCGGUGUCCUGGAACACUUCAAGCUCAAGUGCUCUUGCUGCACAAGUCACGUAUGGUGCAUCCGGUAGCUCAUACGGUGGUUCGUAUGGCGGAUAUUAA